Messenger RNA from Perkinsus marinus ATCC 50983, 1419 nucleotides. Its product is annotated as zinc finger protein, putative. Bases 1 to 1419 code for a protein of 472 amino acids. The record is from RefSeq and is a predicted model, not a curated record. NCBI's taxonomy places the organism in Eukaryota, Perkinsozoa, Perkinsida, Perkinsidae. The transcript has 16 exons.
AUGACGCCUUUGAAUGAUUCACCUGUUGCCGAUGGAGUGCCGACUGUCGAGGGCGAGGUGAAGCUGCAUAUGAUUUCUAAAGGAGCUGGAAUGAAGAUGAUGUCCCUAUCGGAAGUUCUCCUCCGUUUUGAACACGACGAUGAGUGGCACGAGUUGCAGCUCUCCCCUGCCAUUGGUUUUCAGAACAACAUGUUAGCCAUUAACAGCUUGGGUGGUGUAGAGGAAGAGGUCAUAUUAUCAGGUCGCUCAGACCUAUCUAGGUUCCGCUUGGCUGGGCUUACCAAACCGGUGUGCGAGAUUGGUCCGGCUAGGAUCAUAAUACGUACACCAUCGAGGGAGGAUGCAAACAACGGAGAAACUCUAUCGCUGGACGGCAAGAAAAUUGCCGUGGGAACGGUUGUAAGUGAAAACUGUGGAUUUAAAAUCAGUAUGACUUUGCGGGAGAUCGAUGUGAAAAGGCUGGGCCGAAAGGUCAUCAACUACUCUAUUCUGAAUAAUAUCAUAACUAUAUUGCAAAUACGUUUUUUCCUGUUGCAAAUGCAGCACGGGGAAAACAACAAUGGUCACGCUAAAGUGUCGUUGUUAUGUAUUGGUAUCCAAGCGCUGAUGGAUGCCUAUGACUCCCUUAUACAUCUAUUUAUGGGACUAUCGGCUCAAUUCAUGUUCAACACUUUCUCAGUUGUCGCUUUGUUCAAGUUCAUUCUGUUCAGCAUGUUAGAGGUGCGGUAUCUUCUACUUAUUUGGCGUAGUCGUCGACAGAAUCAGUUCAACGAGGGAGGGAUGGAGUCGAUUCGCCGAGAACUCAGCUGGCUGUAUUCUCGCUUUUACGGCGCUCUGUUGGUUGGCAUGGUAAUUCUGUAUAACUUCUAUGAGUACUUAAAUGUCCUCAUUAUCAUCAUGCAGUGUUACUGGGUGCCUCAGAUCGUGUAUAAUAUAGUGCGAGGGCAUAAGAAACCGUUACUAUGGCGGUUUAUAGUGGGCAUCUCUAUAACAAGGAUGAUAGUCCCAUUGUAUGCUCUGGCCUGUCCAUACACUAUCUUCAAUGGCGAGGUGUACCCAGCAUUAGCAUCAGCACCGAGCACGGCAGAAGCCACACUCAUAGUGUGUUUGCAAGUAGCCCAAGUUGCUAUACUGUGGGCUCAGGCCAGAUUUGGCCCGAGGUCAUUCGUCCCUUGGAUCUGCCUACCGCAUGUCUACAACUACUACAGAGCGGUCCCGCCCGUGCAGGAUGAGGAGCUCGGGGCUCCGGAAUGCGUCAUUUGCAUGAACGAUAUCGACCUGUCAGAGACACAUGAUCCUGAGUUGCGGCCUGUCAUCACUCCAUGUGAUCAUAUAUUCCACGCUGGUUGUCUUGAGCAGUGGAUGGAUGUCAAAAUGGAGUGCCCGACAUGUCGUGGAGAAUUACCCGCAAUGACGUGA